This is a messenger RNA of Phalacrocorax carbo (great cormorant), 1254 nucleotides long. NCBI's taxonomy places the organism in Eukaryota, Metazoa, Chordata, Aves, Suliformes, Phalacrocoracidae. The record is from RefSeq and is a predicted model, not a curated record.
AUGAGGGCAGAGGGACGAACCCCCCUCUGCCCGGGCUGUCCCUUCCCCACCACACACGGGGAAGGCAAAUGGCUUUUCCAGGCAGCAUUGGGGGAUUUCCUCCAGAAGAGCUCCCCAGGGUGGCUCUCGGCGAGGGAGGAUGGAGCCGAGCAUGCGCGUCUUGGUGCCCUGCCACCCCAAAAAUGCCACCAUCCAGCCCAAUACCUCUCCCAAAGUGCCCGUGACCUCCUGGUCACCUCCUUCCUCGGCUGUGUCCUGGCCACCGUGUGCGUGGCUGGGGUGGUGGGAAAUAUCUACACGCUGGGGCCACCACCGUCCCCACAAAGCGCACAGGCUCCGUGUAGGUAACUCAUCACCUUGGCCCUGGCCGGUCUCCUGUCCUUACCCACCGUCCCCUUCAUACUUACGUGCACGCAACAUCCCCGCGCAUACGUCGUGCGGGACUGGUGCUUCGGAUACCUGGGCUGCAGGAUCCCCUUCAUCCUCCAUCUCCUCAGCAUGCAUGUCAGCAUCUUCAUCCUCACCCCCAUGAGCACUGAGCGCUACCUGGCCAUCGUCAGGUCUCUGGACACCCUGCUCAGGUUGAGGGACAACCAGUGGGCAGCCACCUGCCUGGGGUGGCUGGUGGCCUUCCUCCUUGCCCUCCCCACCGUGAUCCUCAUCAACCCAUGCGCCAGCCACCGUGACGGGGUGACCAAGCGCACGUGCCACCCCACCUGGCGGAGGGGGACCUUCAAGGUGUAUCUCACCAUCCUCUUCAACACCUGCAUCCUUGCCCCAGGCAUCACCACCUGCUGCUUGUACACCAAGCUGGCCAGGACCUACUGGAGGUCCCAGUGGGCUCUUGUUCUCAUCAGAGAGGAAACCAGCCAACGUCCCAAGCAGAAGGUCCUGUGUAUGAUUUUCAGCAUCGUGCUCGCUUACUGGGCUUGCUUUCUGCCCUUCUGGCUGUGGCAGCUCUUCAGCAUCUCUUGGUACAAGCAGGGGGACUGGGAUGGCACCACCGUCAUCUCCAUCAACUUCCUCGUGACCUGCCUGGCCUACAGCUGCCCCAACUCCCUCCUCUACGUGCUGCUCUCCAAAAAUUACAGCAGGUACCUGUGGAGCUGGCACCAGGCUGCUGCGAGCCUGCCCACCCCCCGAGCCCUGCUGUCCCCCCAGCCAUCGCCCAGCUCCCAGGGGACCCUGGAGAGGAUGGGUGCUCCCCGUGAGAGGGGGGUGCCCGUAUUGCACGCCGGUGUGCCAUUGGGUUAA